Molecule: messenger RNA, 2259 nt
Organism: Drosophila mauritiana
Lineage: Eukaryota; Metazoa; Arthropoda; Insecta; Diptera; Drosophilidae
Gene: Syx1A
Product: syntaxin-1A
Exons: 2
Coding region: 1319-2209 (296 amino acids)
Biological process (GO): intracellular protein transport; synaptic vesicle fusion to presynaptic active zone membrane; exocytosis
Cellular component (GO): presynaptic active zone membrane; plasma membrane; endomembrane system
Molecular function (GO): SNARE binding; SNAP receptor activity
Source: RefSeq, a predicted model, not a curated record
GGCACGGUCACACUCGAAAAUUGUUUGCCCGCGCGAGGUGCUGCGUUUCGUUUCGGCUCGCAUCGAAAACACAAAAAAAACUCUUGGCCGCCGGGAAAAUCGCGAAACAAUAUUGGGUUUUUUGUGAAAAAAUCAAGAAAAAUAUUGUCAACACAUUUGCCUCAGAUAACAACAAAGAAAUGUGCGUUUGAAACGAUUGGUGACAACAACAAAUCGUGGAACCUAGACAGCCUGUGUGCGAGAGCGAGAGCGUGGUCGUGCGUCCCUCUCCAACACACACACUGAAUCGGCGCCGACGACGCGUACGCAACAAACGAAAAUAAAACGCAAGCGAAAAGGAGAGAGAAAGAACAAAUAACGCCCACCGUAACACCCCCCGCGAAUAAGAAGAAGCAGAGUAGCUAAAGCAGAGAAAGACGAAGAAGCAGCAGCAAAGGCAGACGGCAGAAUUGGAGCUUUGCGCAGAAAUCGAUUUUUUUGCCCAUUUUAAGAGAUUUUCGGUAGCCUCUCCCACUGCCGAAAAUCGUUUAUCGCCACUGCUGCGUGCGUGUUUUGUGUGUGUGUGUGUGCGUGUGCCUGUGCGAAAGUGAAACAAACAAAUUCACCAAGCAAAAGAUUAAUAUUAUAUGGUACCAGUGUGAGUCACAAAUAACAAGAGAGAAAAAAAAAACAGAAAAAAGAAAAAUUAAUUCAGCAGCAGCUUUAGCUUUUUAGCUGCUGGCAUUGAAGAGGUGCUCUGCCGCAGUCGACGUCUCUGCCGCCGCCCGCAACACGCGCUCUCUUUGCCUCUCUCCGUCUCUCUUGUGAGCGAAAUAACACCACACCAAACGACACACACACGAAAAAAGCAUAAUAAUAUUAACCAAAACGCCAGCCAAAGUGCCAGUUAAGUUAUAAUUAUACACUAAAAGUAAACCGAGCAAAGAGAGAGCUGCCAGCCAAAAGCGGAAAAUCAAUAAAAGGUCUCUCGCAAAAGUGGAAAAACGUGCAAACAAGUUAAAAGCAAGGCUGCAAAAAAGAAAAAGGAAAAACUCCGCGCGCGUUUACACGUGUGGUUUAUGUGUGUGUGCGUGUUUAACGUUUAACUGCUAAUCGCAAAAACGCAAUCUGCGAAGACCGCGUAACAAAGGCUUACGUAAAGCUUGGCCAAGGGAAAGAGCCAACUAACAACGAAGCAUAAAAAACAAUAUAAAAAAAAUACAACAAAUUUGAAAAGUAAACAAGGAUAGUCACAGAAAUUCGAAACUCCCCAAUUAUCAAAUCGGGAAUAACAUUCUCGCACAGCCUUCAAAAACCAGGAUAAUACCCCGACACAAAGAUGACUAAAGACAGAUUAGCCGCUCUCCAUGCCGCCCAAUCCGACGACGAGGAGGAGACGGAGGUGGCCGUCAAUGUGGAUGGCCAUGAUUCCUACAUGGACGACUUCUUCGCCCAGGUGGAGGAGAUCCGCGGGAUGAUCGACAAGGUGCAGGACAACGUCGAGGAGGUGAAGAAGAAGCACUCGGCCAUCCUGUCCGCCCCGCAAACGGACGAGAAGACCAAGCAAGAGCUGGAGGAUCUGAUGGCCGACAUCAAGAAGAAUGCCAAUCGCGUUCGCGGCAAGCUCAAGGGCAUCGAGCAGAACAUCGAGCAGGAGGAGCAGCAGAAUAAGUCGUCGGCGGAUCUGAGAAUCCGGAAGACGCAGCACUCGACGUUGUCACGGAAAUUCGUCGAGGUGAUGACCGAGUACAAUCGCACGCAGACCGAUUACCGAGAGCGCUGCAAGGGAAGGAUACAGCGUCAGCUGGAGAUUACCGGACGACCGACCAACGACGAUGAGCUGGAAAAGAUGCUGGAGGAGGGCAACUCGUCUGUGUUCACGCAGGGCAUCAUCAUGGAGACGCAGCAGGCCAAACAGACGCUGGCGGACAUUGAGGCCCGCCACCAGGACAUCAUGAAGCUGGAGACAUCGAUCAAGGAGCUGCACGACAUGUUCAUGGACAUGGCCAUGCUGGUGGAGUCGCAGGGCGAGAUGAUCGAUCGCAUUGAGUACCAUGUGGAGCACGCUAUGGACUAUGUGCAGACGGCAACUCAGGACACCAAGAAGGCGCUCAAGUACCAGAGUAAAGCCCGACGAAAGAAGAUCAUGAUACUGAUCUGCCUCACUGUGCUGGGCAUCUUAGCGGCCUCAUAUGUUAGCAGUUAUUUCAUAAUCCAAGCAUCCAAGUAGCAUGCUCAUCAAGGCCAAUAAUCUGCAUUAUCUACACACGUUUUGUAGUA